This is a messenger RNA of Spodoptera exigua (beet armyworm), 793 nucleotides long. The record is from the annotation of a GenBank genome assembly. Lineage: Eukaryota; Metazoa; Arthropoda; Insecta; Lepidoptera; Noctuidae.
CUUUUAAUUUCGUUUUAGAACUGCCUUGGCACGUCGUGCAAAUUGAAAUUGUUAUGCUACAUUUUAUACAACUGUAAGAAGUCAGGUUCGGAAUGUCGCAUUAGGCGGGUCAAUUAUUUAUUUGUGAAAGGUUUUUGUCUUCCGAAAAUUUGGUCUAUUUGUAAAUAAUUUUCCAAAUUCGUAAGUGAUAAUACUUUAAAAUGGCUCGCAAUAGCAACGAGAACGAAGAGGACAGUAUUGAUCCUGCGUCCGUAACAUCUAAUGUGAAGCAUACCAUAAAACAGGAAGUUAUCAAAGAACUUCUGAAUGGUUCAUUCCAAGACAAUAAGACGAAGCUAGGUAACGAUGCUCUGUCCCUGGUGGUAGAGGUUGCCAAGUGUUUGGUCACGGAGACCUGCUUGCGAGCGUCCACGCACGCGCUGCGCGAGAGCUGUGACAGAGUCGAUAUCGAACACAUUGAGAAGUGCCUGCCUCAGCUGAUGCUGGAUUUUCCAUAAAAGAAAACCAACAGAUAACAGCCCUCAGUAUUAUUUUUUUAUGAACAUGACAUACUCGGAUAUUCCAAAUAGUACAAGUAUUUGAAAUUACCUAUAUUUAGAUGUAUUCCUUGCCAUGCUAUAAGCUGCUUUUGCCCAUUCCUACCUCCUUAGGUAUUAGCUUCAUGCGUCAUAUAAAUACUAUAUUUUUUAAUAUUUUUUCAUGUAAACUGUUCACUAGAUGUAAAAAUUAUAAUGUGUUAAGAAGAUUUAUCUAACGCUGUUGUUCAUUCCUUUGGUUGUUAAUAAUUGAUGAA